Drosophila innubila is the source of this 5610-nucleotide messenger RNA. RefSeq lists its product as uncharacterized. Gene Ontology annotation, molecular function: voltage-gated potassium channel activity. The coding region runs from base 343 to 4422 and encodes 1359 amino acids. Gene Ontology annotation, biological process: transmembrane transport; potassium ion transport. Gene Ontology annotation, cellular component: membrane. NCBI's taxonomy places the organism in Eukaryota, Metazoa, Arthropoda, Insecta, Diptera, Drosophilidae. The record is from RefSeq and is a predicted model, not a curated record. The transcript has 15 exons.
GAGCAAUUUAUAUACAUACACGAAAAACAAAACACACACACAUUCACACACGCUCUCGAUUAGCAUAUACGAUGAUAAGUCCCAGAUUUGCGCCAGGCGUUACGAGGUCUGCUCUAUGCCAAUAACAACAACAACAACAACAGCAUAAAAAUUCAACAGCAGCCGAAGCAGAAAAAGAAGAAGCAGCAGCUCAGUAUAUUCCUCUGUGUGUGAGUGUGUGUGUGGGUGAGUGUGGGAGAAGGAGAAGAAGGUGGAGCAACGAUAAACGGUAACUGGCGGCGAAAGUCCAAUUUCACCGUUUCCAUGUGGAGGAACUGCUGAGGGGGUGGUGACCAUAAAAAAAUGCACGUUAAACACACACAGCGACGUGUCAGCGGUCCUGGAGCAUUUGGAACAUUUACCAACGACCAACGCGCUAGCCGAGACAACUUGUACCCCGACGAUCAGCAGCAACAUCAGCAGCAGCAGCAGCAGCAACAUCAGCAGCAGCAGCAACAUCAACAACGACACUCGCAUUCGCAACAACAUUUGGGGCGACAGUCUCUGAUCAGCCUCAGCUACGCACAGGCGGGAACUCCGCACUCCGCCUCAGCUGGCUCGGCUGGGCCAAUUCCCAUACACUCGCACUCCUCCUCAGUGCGCAAUAGUCCCAGUCCCAGUCCAGCGGCUGAUCAGCAUAGUUGCAGCAGCGGCAGUGGUCGACGAACGGAUCGCGAACGUGAUCGUGACAGAGAUCGCGACAGAGAUCGGGAACGGGAACGGGAACGAGAGCGAGAUCACGAGGCUGAGGCGUACGGCGACGGUGACAGCGUCUCGCUGCUGAGGGGCGAUGAGCCAAGGGGACAGCGGCAACGCAGCAGCAGUCGUUUAUCGAGCGGCAUCUCAAAGCAGAACUCCUGUGACAGUCGCAGUGGGUUGCGGUUACUCGAUAGCCAUAGUCCAGUCAGUUGUGGGGCGCAGAGUGUGAGCAGCACUGGAGGACACUCCGCACUCUACGAUGCCUGUCACGAGUAUACGCGCAGCUUGAGUGCAGCACCAGGUGCAUCCGAGGAUCCGGCGACGACGAUCGGUUCAGCAUCCGCUGCAGCAGCUGGCGGUCUACUUAAAAGCCAUUACAGUGAACAACAGCUAUCGGAGCCGCAUUUUACCAAUCUCAACCUCAAUCUGAACAGCGACUACGACACGGGCAGUGAUAAGCAACAGUUGGUGAAUCAAACGUACAUCUUCAAGUGCAUUGCCAACAGUCCGUCGUUUCUGCGCACCAACAAGAUCAAGGAGCAGUCCAAGAAGCUGCGCAACUUGUCGCUGAAAACGCGCACGGCCAAGAAGAAGGGCCAAAUCAUUUCCAAGUCGAACGCUGUGUCGGACAAUUCGCUGCAUCCAGGUGACAAGUAUCUGAACUUGUACCUCGUGGAAAAGAAGCAUUCGUUGCAGCCACAACAAGUUGUAUCCACGUCCAACCCAGUGACGGCAUCUGUUUCAGCACCCGGCUGCUCAUCCUCAACCUCAUCUUCGGCACGUCAACAGCAGCUGCCGGCUUUAUCGGCAGUUGCCGCCCGACAGCAGCAGUUGCUGCUCAACGGAUCGCUGAAGAGCACGAAGACGAAGACAUUUCCGGCGUAUCGGGCGUCGGUGCGCAGUGAGAGUGACGACAAGGAGUAUCGGGGGGGCAGCAACACCAUACCGACAACGGGCAAAAGUCCGCCGGUGCCGCACUCGCUGGCGGCCAAGAUCAGCGGCAAGAACUGCAACAAUUUGCUGCACAACGCCGGCAACAAGCUAAGCGUGAGCAGCAAUUCGUGCCACAAGCUACAUGCCCACAGUCACGGACAAGGACACGCCGCCUACACACAACAUCUGGCAUCAUCGCCCAAGAGCUCCGUCUCCAGCAACGGCCAUCUGAACAAAUAUUGCCUCACGGAUCUCACACGCCGCAAGGCCGAGUUCAAUCGCCAGCUAAGUGCGCCCACGGAUUACACCCAUCACUCGUCCAGCAACGGAUCACAGCAGGGCUCCGAGGCGGCCAAUGAGGCUGUGGGAGAGUCAACGAUCACAGUAGCCAGUGCUGGUGUCCUGGGACACGGUCAAGGACACGGACACGGACACGCACACGCACACGUUCACGGAUUCGGCGGUGCUGGCCAAGCAUCGACAGCGCCCCCAACACUUAAAUCGUUGCAACUUCAUAACUUUGGUGUACAUCAUCCGCCAGCAAGGCCAACGUCCACAUCGUGCACCAACAGCUUCAACCGACGUCACAUACGCAGGCACAAGAGCAAGCUCGGCGAGCGUUUGCUGAACGGCGAUAGCGAGGAAUCAGUACGCUGUUCAUAUUGCUCCGUAUUGAAUGUGAAUGAGAACGACUUGCGGAUUUCAUUUGAAAACACCUGCACCGACUCGCUGGUCACCGCUUUUGAUGAUGAGGCACUGCUAAUAUGCGACCAAGGAACCGAAAUGGUACACUUUGAUGAUGUGUCGUUGUACGGCACUCCGAAAGAGGAGCCAAUGCCCAACAUACCGAUAAUCUCGGAAAAAGUCUCGGCGAAUUUCCUAAAAAGUCAAUUGCAAUCAUGGUUCCAGCCGACAGACAAUCGUCUGGCCAUGAAAUUAUUUGGCAGCCGCAAGGCUUUGGUCAAAGAGCGCAUACGUCAGAAAACUUCCGGACAUUGGGUCAUACACCCGUGCAGUUCAUUCAGGUUUUACUGGGACCUUUGCAUGCUUUUAUUAUUAGUAGCAAAUCUUAUUAUCCUGCCAGUCGCAAUAUCAUUCUUCAACGAUGAUCUGAGCACACGAUGGAUUGCCUUCAACUGCCUAAGUGAUACUAUUUUUUUAAUAGAUAUUGUAGUCAAUUUUAGAACAGGAAUUAUGCAACAAGACAACGCUGAACAAGUAAUAUUGGAUCCAAAGCUUAUAGCUAAACACUAUUUAAGAACCUGGUUUUUUCUCGAUUUGAUUUCGUCGAUACCAUUAGAUUAUAUAUUUUUAAUUUUCAAUCAAAUUAUGAAAUUGCAGGAUUUUUCUGAUUCUUUUCAAAUCUUGCAUGCUGGACGCGCUUUGCGCAUCCUUCGUCUAGCUAAAUUACUUUCCUUAGUUCGACUGCUGCGUCUGUCCCGCCUUGUGCGCUACGUAUCGCAAUGGGAGGAGGUCUAUAUUCUGCAGAAUCUACAGAAAAAAAGUGCUGAUCGCAGAGGGAGAUUGCAUAAAAAAGACAAAGAUGGCUUGACAAAAAGCAACCUAAUUCUCAAGUUCCUCAAUAUGGCCUCGGUGUUCAUGAGGAUCUUCAAUUUGAUUUGCAUGAUGCUCUUGAUCGGACACUGGAGCGGUUGUCUGCAGUUCUUAGUGCCAAUGUUACAGGGUUUUCCAUCAAAUUCCUGGGUAUCCAUCAACGAAUUACAGGAAUCAUAUUGGCUGGAACAGUAUUCAUGGGCAUUGUUUAAAGCCAUGUCGCAUAUGCUGUGCAUAGGUUAUGGCAGAUUUCCACCACAGUCACUGACGGACAUGUGGCUGACGAUGCUAUCGAUGAUAUCGGGCGCCACAUGUUAUGCAUUGUUCCUUGGUCAUGCGACCAAUCUAAUACAGAGCUUGGACUCCAGCAGGCGGCAAUAUCGCGAGAAGGUCAAACAGGUGGAGGAGUAUAUGGCCUAUCGCAAAUUGCCGCGUGAUAUGCGGCAACGCAUUACGGAAUAUUUCGAACAUCGGUACCAGGGUAAAUUCUUCGAUGAAGAGUUGAUACUUGGCGAGUUGAGCGAGAAAUUGCGCGAGGAUGUCAUCAACUACAAUUGCAGGUCCCUCGUGGCGUCAGUGCCUUUUUUUGCUAAUGCCGAUUCGAAUUUUGUUUCUGACGUAGUUACCAAACUGAAAUACGAAGUUUUCCAACCAGGUGAUAUUAUCAUAAAGGAGGGCACGAUCGGUACAAAGAUGUACUUCAUACAGGAGGGCGUUGUGGACAUUGUCAUGGCCAACGGCGAGGUUGCCACCUCAUUAUCGGAUGGAUCUUACUUCGGUGAGAUCUGUUUGCUGACCAAUGCGCGUCGUGUGGCCAGCGUGCGAUCUGAAACCUAUUGCAAUCUAUUCUCGUUGAGCGUGGAUCAUUUCAAUUGCGUUCUCGACCAGUAUCCGUUGAUGCGUAAAACAAUGGAAACUGUGGCUGCAGAACGUCUUAAUAAGAUCGGCAAAAAUCCAAAUAUAAUGCAACAAAAGGAUGAACAAUUAAGCAAUCCAGAAUCAAAUACAAUUACGGCAGUGGUCAAUGCAUUGGCCGCCGAGGCCGACGACUGCAAAGAUGAUGACAUGGAUCUCAAAGAGAAUUUACUGCAUGGGUCAGAGUCGAGCAUUACUGAGCCGGUGCAAACGAUUCGCGAGGGUCUCCCGAGGCCCAGAAGCGGAGAGUUUCGCGCUUUAUUCGAGGGCAACACUCCAUGACACUGAGGCAUCAUCAACACUCCUCUCGGCAUCAUGCAUCGAGCAACCAUCUGAGUAGCGGUUUAUAACCCAAUAAAAAAACAAAAACAGAAUAAUAACAAGCAACAAAAGCAAAUACAACAAAUAGUAAUACACACUCAUACAUUACAAAAGCAACGCAGACACAGUUACACACACACACACUCACACACACACUUGCGUAUAUAAUAAUUAGUUAAAAAAUAGAAAAUGAAGAAUACCUUUAAAGAAAAAAAAAACCUACACUAAAAUGAUGAAUCAAUUUACGGUAGUCUACAUACAAGUAUAUAUGCAAUUGCGAUUUAGUAGAAAAUGACAACAAACAAAAGCAAAAACGAAAAAAUGAGAUAGAAAACGUAUUACACAACAAUGUCCUCAAUAAUUAUUCAUAAUUUCAGCUCCGCUAACUGUGAUGAACUUUAAUAUAAGAAUCGAAAAAAAAAAAAUUAAAAAACCGAAAAAAAAGAUGAGUACAUAAAUAACUUAUACGAUAAAAUUCAGCAGUCAGUUAAAGCAGUCACACAGAUAUCACACAGCCAUAGGGAAACCACACACACUGACAGACUUACACUCACAGACAAACACACACGCACACACACAUACAUGCAUACAUAUAUAAGUAGUAAAUCUACAUGUAAGUUUUAUGCCCACGAUAUUGUAACGAUAACGAAGUGAAUAGACUUUUGAAUUGCUACCUAGGUGUUAGUCCUAUGGACCUACUACUACUAACAGUACCGCAUACCUACACACACACACUCAGACAAGUGAAAACUAAAACACAUACACACAGACACCUGUAGUUAAACAUUUAAAAACGUGCAUAAACUUAUGAUAUAAUAAAAAGUGUUACGUUAUGCAUUCCAAAAACCAAAAAAAAAGGAAAACUUAAUGCGCGUAGCUUUUAUGUACUCGUGUGCAACCAAGAAUUAUGUAUUAUUGCGAUUAUAUAGCAUAUUUAAAUACGCAUUGCAAAGAUGAAAUCAACACUCAGCAAUAUGACAACAACAAGAUGAACAACCACAAUAUUAUUAAACAAAAAAUGAAGAUAAAAACAAAACAAAAAUGAAGUAAAUUUAACGAAAUGCAUUAGUAGUUGAACUAUUAGUUUUUCACUCACUUACACACAUAUACACACAUCCAAACACAACGUAGUAGAACAGCCUCAAAAAA